Messenger RNA from Cordyceps militaris CM01, 1620 nucleotides. RefSeq names its product MFS transporter, putative. The record is from RefSeq and is a predicted model, not a curated record. Gene Ontology annotation, biological process: carbohydrate transport; transmembrane transport. The coding region runs from base 1 to 1620 and encodes 539 amino acids. Lineage: Eukaryota; Fungi; Ascomycota; Sordariomycetes; Hypocreales; Cordycipitaceae. Gene Ontology annotation, cellular component: membrane. Gene Ontology annotation, molecular function: carbohydrate:proton symporter activity. The transcript is spliced from 2 exons.
AUGGAGAAAUCAGUGGAAGAAAAGAGACAGGUGGCCGUCCGCACCACCUCCAGCCAUGCGACAGCCGUCGCGCCCGAAAUCGACGCCACACGCGACCUCACCGUCGCCGAGCACGAGCUCGGUUUUUGGGCUGCGGUGCGCAUGUACCCCAAAGCCACCUUCUGGGCCAUGUUCUUCUGCAUCGCCGUCGUCAUGGCCGGCUUUGACGGCCAAAUCAUCACCUCCUUUUACGCACUCCCCGCCUUUCAGCUCAAAUACGGCGACCGCAUCGUCAAGCCCGAUGGCACCGUCAAGUACGAGGUGGCGGCGGCAUGGCAGACCGGCCUCGGCAUGGGCAACCCGAUCGGACAGGUCAUUGGCGCCUUGGCGUGCAGCUAUCCGCUCCAGUAUUUCGGCCGUCGGCUCACGCUCGCCAUGUGCUGCAUCUGGUCCAUUGGUUUCGUGUUUAUGCAAUUCUUUGCCACGUCCACGGCGAUGCUGUGCGCCGGCGAGGUGGUUGGUGGUCUUGCCUAUGGCUUCUACGUCGUCAUUGCGCCGACGUAUGCCUCCGAGGUAUGCCCGGUCGUGCUUCGGGGCUUUCUGACUGCGUCUGUCAACUUGGCCUUUGUCAUUGGCCAAUUCAUCGCGCAGGGCUGCGCGGCUGGUGUUGAGAGCCGUCUGGACCAGUGGGCGUACAAGGCACCUUUUGCUAUUCAAUGGGUCUGGCCUGUGGUAUUACUUGCCGGCCUUGGGUUUGCCCCCGAGAGUCCCUACUGGCUGGUUCGCUGCGGCCGCAGAGAUGAUGCUCGCAAGUCGCUGCUCAGGCUGACUUCCACCAAACACAACCCCGACAUUGACAAGAUCCUACUCGGAAUCGAACAAACUGAUCGGUUGGAGCGCGAAUACGAGGAUUCUACCUCGUACCGGGAUUGCUUCAAGGGCUCCAAUCUCUUUCGAACGGAAAUUUCUAUCAUGGUCUACCUGAUUCAAGUCAUUGGUGGUAACCCUCUUAUCGGCUACGCCAAUUACUUUUUUGAACAAGCUGGACUGCCGAGCGCCAAGGCUUUCUACAUGGGAGUCGGCAACACCGCCCUGGGUUUUGUUGGCACCGUCCUUUCGUGGCCGUUGAUGAACUACUUCCUUCUUGGCAGAAGAGCAAUCUAUACUGGUGGACUGGGAAUCAUGACGGUGCUUCUCUUCAUCAUAGGGUUCCUGGCAAUACCCAAGCACAAUACUGGCGCUGUCUGGGCGCUCUCAACACUCAUGGAUAUUUGGACUUUCGUCUACCAGAGCUCUGUUGGUCCGAUUUGCUUCGUCAUCAUCUCUGAGAUAUCAGCAACCCGACUCCGCGAAAAGACCAUCGCCAUUUCGACCGCUGUUCAGUCCGCUGCUAAUGUAGUCACUAUGGUCGUCAUGCCCAUUCUCCUGAACAGCGACAGAGCGAAUUGGGGUGGCAAAACCGGCUUCCUUUUCGGCGCCAUCAGCCUCUUCUGCUUUCUGUGGUGCUUUUUCCGCUUGCCCGAGUCACAGGGAAGAACAUAUGAAGAACUAGACAUCUUGUUCCACAGACAAAUACCAGCGCGCAAGUUUGCGAGCUACGACUUGAUUGCGGAAGCAGAUGAAAAAUACCCAACCGCAUAG